UUUGCUAAUUUUAAAAGUAGGGAGGCAGGAAGCAUGACGACAAAGUUUCCGUCUUUGCAAACAAAAAAUGAUCCAGCCCCUGUGAGAAACAGCACAUAGAGCAUUUAUGUGAGCUCUGUUGCUCUUGUAUUUGACCACAUGUGAUUAGUUUCUUGUUUAUUUUGUGCUAUGGCUGCAAAUGAAAAUGACACUGACAUUUCAUGGAUACAUGAGACGAUAGAUAUUGAGGAACUGACCCUGGCCUUCUGCUUGUCAAUGCUGGUGGGUCUUCUCAUUGGAAUUCUGAUCUUCAUCUUCAUGACAUGGAUGUCCAGACGCAGAGCCUCAGCAAGGAUCACAACACGUCCCAGUCGAUGGUCAAGAACUGCCAGAUCACGAAAUCGCCGCAGUCAGCGAGGUGCCUACAAUAGCAACAGCUUCAACCUGAACAGUGAAAGCACAGGCAGAGCCAUGUUAAACCUGGACAGACAGACAUCUGUUGACCCAAACGAGCUGCUGGGCCGCAGCCCCAGCUUUCUAGCUUCCACCUUUCGACCACCUACAAAGAAGGGCAGUAAUGAAACAGAAGACGAGAGCCAGACAGCACUGCUUCAUAAUACCAGCGGCACUAAUUCACCGGUUACAGAUCCUUUUAAUAUGGGCCAGUCUGAGUCCUUUUGGUUAGGGAAGGGCAGUCUGAGAGGCUAUCUUCCCACACAAACUCCUCCACCUGCAUAUGACAGUGUUAUUCAUAUGUUUCAAGAGACCCACACCUAAUUGUACUGGGUUACAAAAGACUUGGGCAUUUAGAAGGAGUGUUGAAUGAGCUGAUAUGUGCAUACAUUUUUUCUUUGCAUUUAUGCCUGGUGAUUUAAAAGGCUGACUUCUGUGGGAGCUGUAUUUUAGCAUGAGGGGCGUGAUGAUUUCAUUGAUCUAUAACAAUAAAACAAUAGAACGUUCUACAGAUUUACAGUUCUACAGAUUUACAGUUCUACAGAUACAGUAAUAUUUUACUUUAGGUUGACAGCCCUACAACGUUAUUGGAAAGUAGGGGUGGAAUAUGUUGAAUUUUCAUCUAUUUAUUGAAAGUGGAGAAAAAGAAACAGUGGGGUGAUGUGAGAAUCAGUUAUUUUUACUUUUAUUUCACACAAUUUUACCUUAACCUUAACCAGUACUAAUUUUGUUCAUUCUGUAAAAUAAGUAAAUACAUAAAUAAAUUUAUGAUUACACAUAUAAUCAUUCUUCCCUAGCUCUGUAAUGGAUGCAAAAAAAAAACAA
Messenger RNA from Astyanax mexicanus (Mexican tetra), 1257 nucleotides. RefSeq names its product myc target 1b (gene myct1b). Gene Ontology annotation, cellular component: nucleoplasm. NCBI's taxonomy places the organism in Eukaryota, Metazoa, Chordata, Actinopteri, Characiformes, Acestrorhamphidae. The record is from RefSeq and is a predicted model, not a curated record. The transcript has 2 exons. The coding region runs from base 169 to 756 and encodes 195 amino acids.